UGUGUUUCGGACCGCCGACGCGACCGGACGUGCUGUACCGAUUUUCGGAAUUUGUGCCGUAUACCGUAAACGCUACUGUGUUGUGAACUGUGUGUGUAGAUUGAAAUGUGAGUGUCCUGUGCUUACUCUGUGGCUAUGUGGUUGUUCUGGUGAUCGGACAUAGGUGUGUGUAGCGUGCGGUGUAUGCGCGGGUGUGAGCGGGGAAUGCGCGCGGGGGCGGGGCGCUAGCGAUGCUUCGAGCGCAGCCCGUCGCGCGUCUCCUGCUGCUGUGUCUGACGCACCUCUCGCCGCCUGGUGCGUGCGACGUGGCGGGCGGCGCGGGUUCCGUGAACUCCCUGCCGGCGCUCGGGAGCGCGCGGCUCACGCCGUCGUUCGACGCGUCCACGCCGAGAAACGUCACCGCGCUAGUUGGAAAGUCCGCCUACCUCAGCUGCCGCGUGAGAAACCUCGGGAACAGAACGGUGUCAUGGAUCCGGCACCGCGACCUUCACAUCCUGACGGUCGGCGGCUACACGUACACGUCGGACCAGCGCUUCCAGGCGACGCACUCGCCGCACACGGACGACUGGACGCUGCAGGUGAAGUGGGCGCAGCAGCGCGACGCCGGCGUCUACGAGUGCCAGAUCUCCACGCAGCCCGUGCGCUCCUUCUUCGUCACGCUGCAUGUUGUCGUGCCGUCAGCGCGGAUCCUGGGCGGGCCGGACCUGCACGUGGACAUGGGCUCCACCAUAAACCUCACCUGCCUCAUCCAGUUCAGCCCGGAGCCGCCCGCCUACAUAUUCUGGUACCACGAGGACGAGGUGAGCGGACGAAAACAGGUGAUCUCGUACGACUCGUCGCGCGGCGGCGUGUCCGUGGUGACGGAGAAGGGCGCCGCCACCACGUCCUACCUGCUUGUGCAGGACGCCGCGCCCUCCGACUCGGGCCGCUACUCCUGCGCCCCGUCCAAUGCGGAGCUGGCCUCCGUGCGCGUGCACGUGCUCAACGGCGAGCGGCCGGCCGCCAUGCAGACGGGCUCGGCGGGGCUGUCUGACAGCUCGUGCGCCAUCGCGCUGCUGCUGGCCGCCUGCGUGCUGCACGCGCGGCUGCUGCGCGCGCAGCUCGCCAGCUGAUCGGACGCGCGCCCGCCUCGCCCGCCUCGCCCGCCUCGCCCCGGCCCGCCCGCCGAAUGAUCCCCCGCUGCGAACCCAGCGGCUACGAGAGAAAACCUAGUUUUCCGACUAUUAACAUAUUAUUAAUAUUAUAUAGAUAAAUUCUAAGAUUUUUACGAGCGAAAUGUACCGUCGGGUCGACGAGCUCGACGUCACGGACGUUCCCUUCGUCGCCGGACGAGCUAGAGAGCGUGCGUUCUUCCAUUGCGCUACGCUCGAGGCAGCCAUGCGUCAGGCGUCUCGUUGCGGCAGAAACAAUGAUUCAAUGGAGCGAAACCGACCCUCGCGCACCGCGACACUCGUGCAGAGUAUGUAACUGUUACAAUUAAAUAACGGCGUAUAUAAUUGUGAUAAUUACUGUCUCAGACGCGCACAGAAGGGAGCGUCUCUGGAAUUAGAUUUUUGUAAGUUUUCGCUCCAGUUAGGAAUUGUAAAUAAAAUACUAUAAAAACAUCGAGAUGUAAAUGUAGCGACUUAGAGGCCGCGGGUCUCGACGGAAGUGCUGCGAAUUGCACGCUUUGCACCUUAUAACAUUUCGGAGCAAAACGUGGCAUACCCACUAUUCACUAUGUUAUUAUGAGAGGACAUAAAGUCGAUUGCAGCUGUGACAAAGUGCGCAGGAGGUAUGCACGGCUCGUUUUCACGUUUUAUUCUCUCGAGACUUGUAUGAAAGCGCACGUGACUCGAGCUGCAAUCUUCCUCCACACAAAAUUAAACCGACUCGUAAUACGUAGUGUCAUCCCGGAAUCCACGACUUCAUAUAAUGUACUCUAUUAUUAUAAAUGUUAAAUUGUUUUAUCUGUUUAAAGUUUUAAAACCUAAGGUUUUAAAAAAUUGUUGGACGAAGUCAGACGUAUUAUAUCUAGGUGAAGUUAUAUUAAAUGGAACUAAUUAUUACGGAAGAGAAUUCGAUUAGAGCUCAAGGUUUAAUAUCUUUUGUCGUUUUAAGCUGGGCUUGUAGUGCGGCUUCAGUGAGGAACAACAAGGCGCGCGGUAGCUCAGUACAAACUCAUUGAUUACUCCAUUCCGAAUAUCCAUCGUUGUUGUUUGUGAUAAAGAUAAAUUUAUUUAUUUAUUAAGAGGUUCAUAGUAGUUCAAUUGUUAGAAAAUGUUUUGCAAACAAUCGCAUAAAAGUCUACCAACAUGUAAGACAGUGAGUUUGCAUUUCUGGCCUAUCACGAUAAUUUGUGAUAAAAUCUAGAAAAUCUUCAUUGUCAUUCUGAUGACAUAUAUUUGUUUUCUUUACAAAUUUAACAGCAACAAGCUAGCAAGUUCUUUAUUAAACCCGAAUCUUGUAUGAUGUUUAUACAUUAUUAGUAUAUUAUUUAAUUUAGCAACAGGGAUUUGAUGUGAUCUAGAAAAAUAUUAUGUAAUAAACAACUUCGUAAAUUGUCACAAGAGUUCGCUCCAAUAUCCGCCAGGUGUCGCACGAAUCGUUUUUAAGUAAUUUGUUGUUUAAAAAGAGGAUCUCGACAAUUUAGUGGCGCGUUUCAAAGAGCUGUCAUUAUCACUCCCUUACGUUUUGUAAAUGAAUUUCUCAUUUCAACCUUUUAAGGGUUCCACAGAACCUUCAGGCGGAGCCUCCACGGGCGGGACCGCUUGUGUUUAUUUCAAUGAAGGAAUACUCGCUGUUCAAACAGGUUUCGUUAAAUAUAGAAAUUCAGAGUUAAUUAAUUGUAUGCGAAAGUAGAAGACUAAUGUAAAAGCGCAUUAUAAUUUAAUUUGUAAAUUAUUAAUCCAUAUGCAACUUCUGCCUCCUUCUAGUUAAGCAGGUGGUUGAUAAUUCAAAACAGAUUUUUUGAAACGAAUAAUAAGAGGCUCCAAAAUAUCAUCAAUAACAGCGUUAGCACAAAACUUGACAACUAUUCAAAGCAUAUUGUGAAUAAGACGAUUCUCAUUUAAACUGUAAGUACUAAAUGGGAUGUAAGAUGAUAAAUAAACUUAAGUAUAUACAGUAUGUUAUUAUGUAAUUGUGUAAACUCAUCUUAAUACACACACGAGGAUACAGUGAAAAAUGUUUACACUGUGCACAUCUUUUGUAAGGAACAACAUCGCAAUAUUAACGACUUAAACACGAAGAUAAGAAACAAUUGUAUGUUUAAGAAUUAUUUAGAGAAUUGAUUUUAUAUUUCUAUUGUUAAAUGCAUUGAUCGAACUGUUGUUAAAACGCGCCGAUGAAUAAAACAACUUUUAAAUCAACUACAUUUUGUUUUAUUUGGUUGUAUGCUUUGAUAAUAUUAUCAUGAGAAUUAAAUGAGAUAAACAUUGAUAGAUUGGUAAAUAACGAUAAAGUAAACUAAGUGUUUUAACAACAGGUCAAACAAUGAUUAGAUACGCACGACGAACGUCGGCCGGUUGCGCGCUCUGCGUGCCUACUUUGUAAGUAAUCGGCUAUAUUGUAAAUGUUAAAGCGAAUUAACAUCUUUGUAUAGAAUAACGGUGUAAAUAUAACUAUGAUAAGAAAAAUUUUACAAUAAAAUCGAUUUAAGUAGAGACACUUUCAGAUGUACGAUAAGAAGACUAUGUAAACAAAACUAUAUGUAUACAUAAAUCGUAUAAGUUUGUUUUCAAAUAAAAUA
Molecule: messenger RNA, 3730 nt
Organism: Zerene cesonia (dogface butterfly)
Lineage: Eukaryota; Metazoa; Arthropoda; Insecta; Lepidoptera; Pieridae
Product: zwei Ig domain protein zig-8-like
Exons: 7
Coding region: 231-1112 (293 amino acids)
Biological process (GO): synapse organization
Cellular component (GO): neuron projection membrane
Source: RefSeq, a predicted model, not a curated record